ACUGUGUACCCACUUGUUAAAGUCUAGAUCUGCUUGUGUGUCUACUGAACAACCACCUUAUUAUGGCAGAUUUCGACUUCAGAAAUAUUGGUGACUUGGAUGACAUCAAAAGACAGUACGAUGAAUUUGGAUAUAUCAUAAUACGAAAUAUCUUUAACAAGGAUGAAAUUUCCAGGAUAAGGAAUGCAUUUGAUAAUCCAAACGGAGUACUGAAACACCAAUACAAGAUACCCUCAGGGGGAGGUCGAGAUGUCAUAUUGAGUCUUUGGAACAAUCCCGGAAAUGACGUAACAGGAAUGGUUGCUCGCAGUGAAAAGAUCGUCAAUAUAUGUGAAAACCUGCUAGGCGGUGACAUUUUCCAUUUCCACGCUAAGGCCAUAUUGAAGCUGCCAUCUAUUGGCGGGCAGUUCGUCUGGCACCAGGAUUAUGGAUACUGGUACAAACAAGGGUUUCUGUAUCCUGACAUGAUGACGGUUUCGAUAGCAGUCGAUGAAAAUACAAAAGAAAACGGCUGUUUGCAGGUGUUACGUGGGUCUCACAUGUGUGGUCGGUUAUCUCACGGAUUUUACGAAGGAGAACAGAUGGCAGAUCCUGAAAGAGUGUCGAAACUGAAGAAUAAACUUAAGUUAGAAUAUGUUGUACUGAACCAAGGUGAUGCCGUGUUUUUCCACUCCAAUCUGCUUCACAACAGUGGCAACAACAUGAGUUCAAAAAGAAGACUGGCAUAUGCCAUCGCAUAUUCAGCGGCCUAUAAUGAUUCUGUAGCGGAACAUCCAUUUGCUCACUACAAUCCCAUUGAAAAGGUGACAGAUAGUGCUAUAGCUGAAUGUGAAAAUGAGGAGGACUUGACCGGAAAAGUGUUCCUUAACCCGAAGGACGACAUCACUGUUAAAUCUAAACUGGCGUCGUGAACAUCGCUAAUGAGAUACUAUACAAUGACACGAUCUAGCUCAUUUAAAAAAAAAUCGAUACUUAUGAUUGUAGUAUAAAAAUAAUAAAUGAUACAGCU
Messenger RNA from Mizuhopecten yessoensis (Yesso scallop), 1009 nucleotides. RefSeq names its product ectoine dioxygenase-like. Bases 63 to 911 code for a protein of 282 amino acids. The transcript has 9 exons. The record is from RefSeq and is a predicted model, not a curated record. Lineage: Eukaryota; Metazoa; Mollusca; Bivalvia; Pectinida; Pectinidae.